Messenger RNA from Cajanus cajan (pigeon pea), 1428 nucleotides. RefSeq lists its product as uncharacterized. Gene Ontology annotation, biological process: male meiosis II. Lineage: Eukaryota; Viridiplantae; Streptophyta; Magnoliopsida; Fabales; Fabaceae. The record is from RefSeq and is a predicted model, not a curated record.
UUAAACUUGUCACAUGUUCUCCUCCUUCUCUCUCUGGGUGGCAUGCAUGUCAGUUUCUGACUGAGUUGCUUUCAUUAUAUGCCACCUUAUCAACAACAUUCCUCAUCCUCCUCCUCUUCCCCAUAGAGAUGGGUUGUUUCAUGGCAUGUUUUGGUUUAUCCAACAAAAGAAAGCGUAGAAAGACUCUCUACAAAGUCCUAGCUCCACACCAAAAAUAUGGAAACUAUGAAGUUCUUGCUAUAACAGAGAGAUCAAUUAUCCAGGAUUCCGAGCUCAGAGGCAGAGAUGAAGUUAAGGAGAAAAAUAGUGUUAAAAGCAAGAAGAAGAAGAAAGUUACCUUCAAUUUGAAUGUACAGGUAUAUGAGCUAAACCCUACUGCUUAUCAGGUAUUGAAUAAUGAGGAAGAAGAAAAUAAGAACAAUAGUGCAGAACUAGAAGGAUCUGCAGCAUUGCCAGUGAGAUAUCCUACCAAUCAUAGAUAUUACAACUGUGGAGAUGGAUAUGAUGAGGGUGAUGAAAUAGAAUAUGAGGAUGAAUAUGAUGAGGACGAUGAAUUUGAUGAUGAUGAUGAUGAUGAGUAUGAUUGGGAUGAUGAUGGUAGCGAAGAGAGUUUAGAAAAAGAUGAGGCUGAGGUGUAUGAUGAAAACACUAAACAGAAAGAGUUGUCAGAGUCAUGCUAUCCUUCUGUGGCAGAUGAUAAGAUAAAGAAUCAGAUGCCACUUGAUUCAAGUAAUGCUGAGCUAAAAUCCAAUUUGAGUGGACGAGACAGAAGCAUCAUGCAUUCUGUUCUGAUCCCUGUGGAGAAUCUCACACAGUGGAAAGCAAUCAAAACAAAAGUUCCAUCAUCAAGCAAGCACAGGAGGAAGGAGAAUGUUCCGUCAUCAAAGCAACAUACAAGCAUGCCCUUGGUCACUGAAGCAAGCUUGAAUUUCUCACCUUGCAGCUUGGAAUCAAAUGCCCUUCAGUCCAAGCCUCUAUUGCCAGAAACUGCAGUUGAUGCUAGUCUUUCAAACUGGUUGAUUUCUCCUAAUUAUCCUCUCUCCUCAACCACAAUUCAUUGCCAAUGAAACUCAGAAAAUAUUUGUUCCGUGGACUUGAGAAAACAUUUUUUUUCUAUCAGCGUGGAAACCAGCUUCAAAGAGGACGCAUCAAAUUUUGAUUCUUCUUCAUUCAGCAAAUCAGUAUAUGCCAGCUGGGAUGAUUGCAUUGUAUUUGUGUGUCUAAUUCUUAUGCUGUAUUUUGUUUUGUUUGUGAAUGAUUAUUUUGUAACCAAUGGGAGGAGUUUAUGUGUCUCUUUUUAUCUUCAUGUUGCAGCCAUACAAUUUUUGGUUUUCUCAAUUUUCAUGCUCACAUUAGGGUACAUUGUAUUCAUUAAGACAUUCUGCAAAGUGAUAUUUGAAUAAAUCAAGAGGUUUUUUGUGUACGCAA